Messenger RNA from Drosophila pseudoobscura, 4609 nucleotides. Its product is annotated as mucin-17. The transcript is spliced from 9 exons. Lineage: Eukaryota; Metazoa; Arthropoda; Insecta; Diptera; Drosophilidae. Bases 462 to 4280 code for a protein of 1272 amino acids. The record is from RefSeq and is a predicted model, not a curated record.
GGGAGGACCACGAUCACUUGGGCCCUCAGUUUAGUUUGAACUUUCAUUCGGUCGCGUCGCGUUCGCUGUUGUUGAGUUGAUCCUUUUCGGCUUUGGUUAUUUGUUGAGCCGAUAAGUUUCGACUUUUGUUUUUCGUUUUUGUGGGAUUUCUGUUAAAUUUGAUAUUGUUAAACCAUCAUUUUCGUUAACUCUUUGUUAAAACGCUUUCGUUACAAGCAAAUUCGAUUUAGGCUGAUGUUGUGUGGAGACUCAAAUACAAAACUACAUCAGAAAACCCCCACGAAAUCCCACUAAACGAAGAAUAGAACACAACUUAGCAGAGCCCAACUUCAAAAAUUCUAAUUACACUUCCCUGCUUACCCAUCCUGACCCAAUGCUAUCCAUUAUCUCUUGGCCUUUGAUCUGAUUGUGCGAGUCUUGCCAAAAUAUUUAUUAGUUUUGAUUAAGCUAGUCCGCUGUGCAUGCCGAUCAUGGAAAAGUCUAAUGGAAGUCGCAAGCACAGCCUAGACCAGCUCGAGCCUCCUCCGCCUCCGCCUCAGUCCCAGCCGCAGUCUUCGGUGGCCUCGCCGAUGCCUGCCUUGGUGGAGAACUGGAGUGGAAAGCGGAAGCUCUAUGCCAUCGAUGAGCGCGAAGAGAGCUCGCCGGUGACUGUGGGCGAGGUGGAGGCGGAGACGGCCUAUGAUGCGGAUGUGGACGAGUUGGAGCAGCCCGUGGGUCAGCGUGAGAUCAUCUACGAGCUGUUCCAGCCCUGGGCCCUCUCCACCUACGGCGAUCAGGCAAAGACCAAGACGAUAACGCUGCGCAAGAAGGCGCGCAUUCUCAAGGCGCUGGAAGGCAAGGAGCACAGUCGCCCGGAUAGCUCAAAAUUUCGCUUCUGGGUGAAGACAAAGGGUUUCACCACAAAUCGUCCCGACGGCUAUGAAGAGGCUGCCGGCAGUCGACGACGCCUGAAGCCUCUUCCCAUUUCCGCAGUUCUCUCGGACAAUCCUGGCGAUGUGGAUCUUUUCGCCGCAUCGACCAGCAAGGGAUUCGGUCGUCGGAUCUACCGCAAGGUGGCCUGUGUAGAGGAGUUCUUCGACAUCAUCUAUAACGUGCACAUGGAGCUGGGCGGACGCAGUGGGAUGCAUGCUGGCCAAAAGCGCACCUACCGAAUUAUAACGGAGACCUACGCUUUCCUGCCCCGCGAGGCGGUCACCCGCUUCCUUACCAUCUGCCCCGAGUGCAAGAAGAACCUCAGACCCUCCUCGCCGACGGGGGGAUGCAAGGACUCAGAGCUGGCCGGCAAUGAGAGCUCCUCGGAAGUGGAGAACUAUCUGAAUUAUUCAUCGCACACGGAGAGCUCCUUGGAGGCGGGACCCACGGCCAAGCGGCGGCGCCACUCAAGUGCCGAUCUCAAGGGUUCAGUGCCCGUGGCCGGGGUGGGCGUUGGCGCCGCUGCCAGCAGUGCCAGUGCCACACAACUCGAUGUUCUCGGAGCCCCUCCACCCAGUCCCACCGCGAUACAACCCCGCGCCCUGGCGGCUGUCGAGACCACUCCGGUUAGCGUGCCCAAGAUACGGGUCAAGACACAGUUGCAGCGUCCGUUGAGUCCACCGGGGGGAGUUCCAAUCACAGGGCCAGGUGUUUCGGCUUCUGAGCUGCCCACCCCCAACCAGGGACAGCCCCAGAGCUUCAACAUGCAGCUUCUCAAGUCGCGGGAUAAUCUCCUCAAGUACUACGACUUUAUGCGACGCUUCUAUGCCGGUGGCUCGGUGCUUCAUGAACCGGUCCUAGCGCCGCCCCUCUACGGCAGCAGCCUACUGCAAAGCCUCAGCUAUCCAACCACCAACACGACAAGCAGCACUACUACACCAACCCCUUCUACUACCCCUGCUCCUAUCUCUACCCCUACCCCUAACCCUACCACUAGCCUUACCACAAGCCCAGCAACCACCGCAGCACAGAGCAAGAGCUCGGCACCUCCCAGGGCUUCCUCCCCAGUGCCGACGACGACUCCGUCCGCUUCCUUUACCACCUUCAAGACCUCCCCAGAUAGUUUGUCUCGGGCACGCUCACCGAUACCGAUGGCCUCGGUAGCCACGCCUUCCGAUCCCCAAGUGUCCCAUACGCCGAUCAAUUUAACGAAAUCUCUAUUUUGCAGCCCGAAGAACGGGAGUCCUGCCUCGACCUCGACACCAGUUGCCGUGCAGGCCCCGCUCAAGUUGGAGCUACCCAGUCCGCCCAGGUCGCUGCCAGAGCUUCGCAUUCCCCAGAUACGUGGCAUGCCGCAUGUGGAGCUGUCCUUGCCGCUGCCUCCACUCGACUUGGAACGAUUGAAGCCCAUUACCUCCACGUACUUGCAGUUGACACGCAGCAUGGGACUGAGCGACGAAGAUGCCUUGCGCUUUGAUAACCUGGAAACCAUACCAGCAACACCGGCCACGAACACCGACACAACCAGCACGGUGGUCGGUGUGGGCGGCGGCGUCGGCGCAGGUCUCGCUGGAGGAGGAGCAGGUGGCGGUGGAGGCCUCCUUGGCACCGGCGGGAUCCUCGGCGAAGUCGUCAGCGGCCUGGGCGGAGGAGGCGGCAGCGAGUCGGAGGCCUAUGCGGGCCUAAUGAAGGACGCAGACAAGCUGAAGCUGAUGCUCCUGGCCUGGAACUACCAGAACUCGACGGCGGUGCGUAACGGGACCGAAGGGCCAGACCUCAGUGUUGUGGGUGGGCUGUGGGCCCAGUACCAGAACGCGCUCGCCCAGAAUGCGGCUGCAGCCGCGGCGGCCAGUGCCAAGAUGGACAGCUCGCUGUCCCCAGUGCCCCGACAGGACACACACUCGCCCAUGGAGACGCAGGACGAGACAAACUCCUCCGGGCAGAAGGAGGAGGAUGAGGUUUCCGAAGACGACUCCGAUGACAAGCUGGACGAGAAGCUGGCCACCACACACGAUCCCGAGCGCCUCAAGGCCUUCAAUAUGUUUGUGCGGCUCUUUGUGGACGAGAACCUGGACCGCAUCAUCCCCAUCUCGAAGCAGCCAAAGGAGAAGAUCCAAGCCAUCAUCGAUUCGUGUGCGCGACAGUUCCCCGAGUUCAGCGACCGCUCCCGCAAACGCAUCCGCACCUAUCUCAAGUCGUGCAGACGCAAUAAGAAGACCCGCGACGGAUGGGAGAAUACGGUAAGCUUAAUCGAAACCAGACCAACCCCUGCACAUCUCACGUCCGUGCAGGCGGAACAAAUCCUGGCCAUUGCCUGCGAGAACGAAUCGAUGAAUGCCAAGAGGAUGCGCAUCGGCCUGGAGCCCAUCACCCACGCGGUGCCGGCUCCGGGUAGCGCCGUUGCGGCAGCGGCUGCGGCAGCUGCGGCUGCUGCCGUUGUGGCUGCUACCAGCUCUGGUGCCGGCGGAACGAGCACCACGUCCGCGGGCAAUGCCACCGUCACCUGCGGAGGAGCAGGAGUCGCGGAUGCCACCGGCCUCACAAAUGUGGCGGCCGCUGCUCUGCCCUUUGUCAGCGCCGUGGGCUUUGCCCGCUCCACACCGAACUCGGAGCAUGCGGAGGCGCUGCCCUUCGGUGGGGCAAGCAAUGUGGGUGGGAGUGCGGGAGGCGGCAGUACCAGUGGAGCGGAGAGCCAGCACCAUCACAUUCAUGGACAGCCGCUGAUGCAGAGCAACUGUUCAGCGCGCAGCUCUCCAUUGGCCCUCAGCUCGAAUGCCAGCGUGAGCGGCGGGGCAAGCGUGACCGGCCUGACACUGGCCAAUGGGGCUGUGGCCUCGAAUGGGGCUGGCCUCCCGCCCACCAGCUACCCCGGCUACUUUCCCGGGGUGGCUUCCCUGGGUAAUGUGACGCCCACCGAUCUCUCGAUGAAACCGACCUCCCUGGGCUCCGGUGUCAGCGGCAACCUUCUCAGCAGCAACAACGGAAAUAUCUCCGUGGGCGGUGCCAUCAACUCCCAGCUGAGUGCCGCCAACCUGGCCACCCUAAGCAACGCCAACACCAAUAGCGCUCUGGUGACCGCAACCCAGCAACUGCAGCAGCUCCAACAGCAACAGCAACAACAACAGCAGCAGCAACAGCAACAACAACAGCAGCAGCAGCAACAACAGCAGCAGCAGCAACAGCUCCUGGCCAGCUCCGGGGGCGGUCUCGAUGGGCAAUCCUCCCGAGCGCCGCCUAUUCUUCCGCACAAGCUGAGUCCCAACGAGGUGUCCGCGGCCCGCCAGGUGAUAUCCGCAUACCGUGAGAGCGCGGCCUUUCUCCUGCGCACCGCCGACCAGGUGGAGCAGCUGCUGGUCCAGCAGCAGUAGGCGUGGCCGGGGGCGCACUCACAUUUCCAGGACCCAAGCGAUGCCAGGCGCGCACGGGUUGUUCCUAUUUAAAAUUAAAUUUAAAUUCAAUUACACAAAAAACUGACCCACUCACCCCACACACUCUCGCGCCAAACUAAACGAAAUAGUCAAAGCAUAGAGCAAAACGAAGGAGCAACACAGGAGUAGAAGGAAGAGGAUCAGGAGAACAGGAGAGCAGGAAAUAGCCAAAGGAAGUUCGUUUAAACAAAACAUUUUAAGUGUUUUUUCCUCCAACUACGUACAGAAUAUUAAAAUAGAAUUAAACGAUAAACAAAAACCAAAACAAA